Molecule: messenger RNA, 2591 nt
Organism: Lolium rigidum
Lineage: Eukaryota; Viridiplantae; Streptophyta; Magnoliopsida; Poales; Poaceae
Product: cytokinin dehydrogenase 3-like
Exons: 8
Coding region: 730-2304 (524 amino acids)
Biological process (GO): cytokinin metabolic process
Molecular function (GO): FAD binding; cytokinin dehydrogenase activity
Source: RefSeq, a predicted model, not a curated record
AGUCGCAGCUGGCCACAACCUGAGGCAGAGCAGCCAGACAGAUUGAUGGCGUCCCGUCGCGGGCCCCUGCCCCCAGCGCAGCCCCUUGCGACCACGUGUUCGCCAUGCGCUUGCCCUUUGUAACAUCCCCUUGUAGUAUAAAAGGAGGAACCGGUGCUGGUAGAAACCUGAGGCUUGGAGGAAGGAGGAGAACAAAGCUAUAUCGGAGUCGAAGGAAGGGGGAGUCUCAGCUCCCCAUGUACGUUGUUCAUCCAUCAAGAAGAUGAGACGAGCAGGAAGUAGGGGUUUCGCAUCUUGCGCCCUGAACCUGGGUAAAAAUAUCGUGUUUGUGUGUUGUGCUUGAUCAUGUUUGCAGCGCCCAACGCCCACUUGCCAAACAAAAAGGGGGUGCAAACUCUCGGGGUGUCCUCCGUCCCACGGACGCGACACCAGGUUUUGGGGUGGCUUCUCUUUUAUAUCUUGUCAUGUGGCACAGGUAGAUUUUGCACAUUUUGGUGUUCCAUAAGUUGAGGUGACCAAGUGGGGCCUGGGGGCACUCAUGCUGAUGGAUCUUAGCUGAGAUGUUCACAGGGUCAUCAAUAACGUGAACAAAGAAACAAGGGAAUUUUUCAGCGUGUGCUAUGAGAUAAGGAUCUCUGUGAAGUUCUUGGCUGCUGACAGGGAGAUCAUUCCGCGCUUGGAAGCUUGUAAGAACGCAGCCUCCAUAUUCCUGCAAGAAUCAGUCACGCCAUGGAGGUUGCCAUGGUCUGCACAAGAGUUAACCUCCUCCUUCUCAUCCUCUCUCUGUGCUCACCAUACAAGUUCAUACAAAGUCCCAUGGACUUUGGCCCCCUGAACCUGCUCCCCACCACCACCGAAGCAUCCAGCGAUUUUGGUAGGAUCCUCUUCCACUCCCCAUCCGCAGUGUUGAAGCCCCAGUCCCCGAGGGACAUCUCUCUGCUUCUCAGCUUCCUGUCCGCCUCAUCUCUAAGCAAGGUGACAGUGGCGGCCAGGGGUGCAGGUCACUCCAUUCAUGGCCAGGCACAGGCCCUUGAUGGCAUUGUGGUGGACAUGUGCUCUUUGCCUUCUCAGAUAGAGUUCUACAGAGGAGGAGAAGGAGAUAUUUCUUAUGCUGACGUGAGUGGUGGAGCUAUGUGGAUAGAGCUCCUGGAGCAGAGCUUGAAGCUGGGGCUGGCUCCGAGGUCUUGGACUGAUUACCUCUAUAUCACCAUUGGCGGAACUCUGUCCAAUGCUGGAAUCAGUGGGCAGACAUUCAAGCAUGGGCCUCAGAUUAGCAAUGUUCUACAGCUGGAGGUAGUCACAGCAGGCAGGGGAGAGACUGUGACAUGCUCGCCCACCAAGGAUGCCGAGCUAUUCAAUGCUGUUCUGGGAGGCCUUGGUCAGUUUGGCAUCAUAACUAGGGCAAGGAUCCUGCUGCAGGAAGCUCCACUGAAAGUGAAGUGGGCGAGAGCCUUCUAUGAUGAUUUCGGCACCUUCACCAAAGAUCAGGAGUUGCUGGUGUCAAUGCCAGAUUUAGUGGACUAUGUUGAAGGUUUCAUUGUCUUGAACAAACAAUCCCUUCACGGCACAUCCAUUGCCUUCCCUGCGAAUAUGGGCUUCAACCCAGAUUUCGGAACCAAGAGCAGUCCUAAGAUCUACUACUGCAUAGAGUUCGCGGUUCAUGAUUACCAGCACAAGAACACCAAUGUGGACCAGGUCGUGGAAGCUAUCUCAAUGCAGAUGAGCCACAUGGGAUCACACUUGUAUAGUGUGGAGGUGUCCUACUUCGAUUUCCUCAACAGGGUCAGGAUGGAAGAGAUGAGCCUAAGGAGCAGUGGGCUCUGGGAGGUGCACCACCCAUGGCUCAACAUGUUUGUGCCCAAGGCUGGGAUCAGUGACCUGAGGGACCUUCUCAUGGACAACAUCUCACCGGAUAACUUCGAGGGACUCAUCCUCAUCUACCCACUCCUCAGAGACAAGUGGGGCACCAACACCUCCGCCGUGCUACCGGAUUCUGGGUCCACAGACCAGAUGAUGUAUGUGGUCGGUAUUCUCCGAUCUGCUAACCCUGAGGAAGGAUGCUCGCAUGACUGCCUCCAGGAGCUUCUCCACCGUCACCGCCACAUAGCUGACACUGCUGGAGUGCGUCUUGGAGCAAAACAGUAUUUGGCUCAUCAUCCAACUCCGGCUGGCUGGCAUCAGCACUUUGGCCCACGGUGGGAGCGGUUCGCAGACCGCAAAGUCCGGUUCGACCCUCUAUCCAUCCUCGGGCCAGGCCAAGGUAUAUUCGCCAAGGGAAAUAAAAAUGUAGUGUAUGCAAGCUGACGACAUAAACUGCCACGGUGAUCAGUGCUAAAAUAAGUGAUAUAGAUAGGUGACUAAGGUGUCUUUCUUUCUUAGCUCUUUUGCGUUGUUUCCUCAGCAUUUUGAGGCAUCGGUUGUAUUAUUAUGGCGGUGGAUCUUGGGAGAACCCAGUGGUGGGCGUACCACUUGGAAUUUUGAAACUCUGUACAGGCUGAGGAAGCACGGCUCUAGGGAUAGAGAUAGUGAUUCUAUUAGAUCUGUAUCCCGUGUUUGAUGUUGCCAUUAACAUUAUGUUACUAUUGUCGUCA